CGAACGGGCUUCUUCACCACUUCCGCUUUCGCUUUUCGCUCGUUCCUUCGAUUGCUUGCGCUUUGAAGCUGCCGAUCGUGAAUAUGCAUCUGGUAGUGGAAAUUUAAGAGAGUCUCGAGCAUCGUUUGGCGCUUAAUUUGGCUUAAUUCUGCGGUGAGGUGAGGUGAGUCGGAGCAGGAAAGCGUUGCGAGAGUCCGAACAUUGGUGAUCUCUAAAGGAAGGUAUAGUACCCGGUAAACCUAAGGGUAUUCAAAAUGCAGCGGUGCGUUGUUAAACGCGUUGGUGCAGUAUAUGGACGCAGCCGAUCGGUUAUUGGAAAAGCAUCAUCUGAGUGCUUACAUCCUUCCUUUACGCAUCGAAGCAGCUCAACUCUGUUGUCAGAUCAUAGACCUCAAUCGUCUCUUUCAUUUGCAAGUUGCGAUGCUGAUAAACUAUCCGAAGCGCAUCAGUACCAGAUGCAUAACCUUGUGCAAGGAAAGUGGGAGCAGACUUCCAAAUCAAUUGAAUUGCUGGACCCUCUGAAUGGGGAAAAAUUCAUAUCUGUUCCCGAUACCUCUAUCGAUGAAAUAUCGCCAUUUGUACAAAGCUUACGGGCAUGCUCAAAGUCAGGUCUGCACAACCCGCUUAAGAAUCCCGAAAGAUACUUGCUUUACGGAGAUAUCAUGGCUAAGGCAGCUCACUUGCUGAAGCAACCUCAGGUCGAGACGUUCUUUGCCCGACUCAUCCAGCGGGUUGCACCAAAGAGCUUUGCCCAGGCGGUAGGGGAGGUCACUGUUACACAAAAAUUUCUCGAGAACUUUUCUGGUGAUCAGGUUCGCUUUCUGGCUCGGUCUUUCGUUGUUCCGGGGAACUACCAAGGACAGCAAAGCAAUGGCAUGCGAUGGCCUUACGGUCCGGUGGCAAUAAUUACCCCUUUCAACUUUCCCCUCGAAAUUCCAGCAUUGCAGGCUCUGGGUGCAUUGUUCAUGGGAAACAAACCGAUAUUAAAGGUUGACAGCAAGGUUAGUAUUGUAAUGGAACAAUUUAUUCGGCUACUGCACAAAUGCGGGAUGCCACCGACUGAUAUGGACUUCAUCAACUCAGAUGGUCCAGUCAUGAACAAACUUCUACUUGAGGCGGAGCCCAAAACGACUCUUUUCACAGGUAGCUCAAAAGUUGCCGAGAAAUUGGCAUUAGACUUGAAGGGUCGUGUCAAACUGGAAGAUGCGGGAUUUGAUUGGAAGAUACUCGGUCCUGACGUACAGAACGAGGACUAUGUUGCGUGGGUGUGUGACCAGGACGCUUACGCUUGCAGUGGACAAAAAUGCUCAGCACAAUCAAUACUAUUUAUGCAUGAGAACUGGGCAAAUCAAAAUUUUUUGGAGAGAUUAAAAAAGCUUGCAUCAAAACGGAAGCUGGAGGACCUUACUGUUGGCCCUGUUCUAACGGUGACGACAGAGCGGAUGUUAGAUCAUGUAAAGAAUCUAUUGGCUAUCCCAGGCGCUCGUGUUGAGUUUGGAGGAAAACCUUUGACAAAUCAUACCAUUCCUGAUGUGUACGGGGCCCUGGAGCCUACUGCAGUGUUUGUCCCAUUGAAGGAAAUUUUAAGGAAUGAGGAAAACUUUGCUCUUGCUACCACUGAAAUUUUUGGUCCAUUUCAAAUACUGACAGAAUACAAACAUGAAGACCUUCCGCUGGUUUUUGAGGCUUGUGAACGAAUGCAUGCACAUCUUACUGCUGCGGUUGUUUCUAACGAUGUUCAUUUCUUACAGGAAGUCUUGAGCAACACUGUUAACGGAACGACUUAUGCUGGCAUCCGAGCUCGGACAACUGGGGCACCCCAGAAUCAUUGGUUUGGGCCAGCUGGAGAUCCCCGUGGAGCGGGGAUUGGGACACCUGAAGCUAUAAAGCUUGUAUGGUCGUGUCAUCGUGAAAUUAUCCAAGAUGUUGGACCUAUUCCAAAUGGCUGGUCUACUCCUCAGUGCACGUAAGUAAUGAGCAAUGGAAAAGUAUUUAUUAUCAGGUGGUAUUCUUCGUGCAUCGAAAGGAUUUUGUAGGAGAAAAACUUGUUGGAAGCAAAUUUUGUAAGAAUCUCCGAUUCCAAGUUUUCUAACGAUGAGAAGACCUCAAAUUUACUGUGCUGUCCAUUCAAAUGAUCAGAAAUAAUCUCAUAUAACCUAUUUGUGCAA
Messenger RNA from Physcomitrium patens, 2168 nucleotides. RefSeq names its product putative aldehyde dehydrogenase. Gene Ontology annotation, cellular component: mitochondrion. The record is from RefSeq and is a predicted model, not a curated record. Lineage: Eukaryota; Viridiplantae; Streptophyta; Bryopsida; Funariales; Funariaceae. Gene Ontology annotation, molecular function: L-glutamate gamma-semialdehyde dehydrogenase (NAD+) activity; aldehyde dehydrogenase (NAD+) activity.